Messenger RNA from Rhodotorula graminis WP1, 3754 nucleotides. RefSeq lists its product as uncharacterized. NCBI's taxonomy places the organism in Eukaryota, Fungi, Basidiomycota, Microbotryomycetes, Sporidiobolales, Sporidiobolaceae. Bases 1 to 3690 code for a protein of 1229 amino acids. The record is from RefSeq and is a predicted model, not a curated record. The transcript is spliced from 3 exons.
AUGCCGCCGUCCCGCCGGCCCAGUGUCGGCGCCGACGCCGCGGCGAGCCCGAGGGACGCCUCGCCGGCAGGAUCUGCGGCGAGCCGCAGCCGAGGGGCCAGGGCUCCGGCUUCUCGCGCCGCUCGCGGCGGUCGCGCACGAGGGCGAGGGCGAGGGCGUGGCGCGAGCAGCAGCAGCAGCAGCAGUGCGUCCGCCCAGGCGCGAGGCGCGGGCGCCGGGCGCGACGCCGGGUCCGAAGGGGACGCCGACGACGACGACGCCGGAUACUCGCGCUCGCCGUCCUCGAGCGCCGGCGGUCUGCCUCGCGCCCUGUCGCCCGAGCUGGGCGUCCCACCCGUCGCGCCGGCGUUCCAGCGACCCGCCCGCGACCUCCCCCGCUCGUCCUCCCUCUCCCUCCUGUCCGAUGAUCGCUCGCCCUCGCCCACGACGCCGGCACCCGCACGACCCUCGUCCCUCGCGCCCGACGGCCCCAGCACCGCAGCAGACAACGGCGACGACACGUUCGUCGCCUCGCCCAUGUCGACCUCGACCGCCCGAGCCGCCAACACGCCUGCCCGCCCGAGCGGCGCUCGAAAGGCCUCGAGCGGCGCUCCUCGCGCCGCCUCGACCCGCGCCGUCGACGACAGCCUCUCCGAGCUCGACAGCUCGGACGACGACAAGCGCGCCGUCGUCGUCGCGCGAGCCGACUCGUCCGACGACGAGCCGCUCGCGUCCACCUCCACCCUCCCCUCCUCGGCCCCGCACGCCGCCGCCGCCUCGGCCGCUCGCGCGCACAGCGAGUCGCAGACGCCGGGACCCGCCACGAGCGCCCCAAAGCGGCGAGGGCGCCCGCCGGGCUCGAAGAACAAGCUGCCCAAGGCGCCCGUCCCGCGAGGGCAGCGCGCCGCCGGCAAGGCCGACCCGCCGUACCGCGCCCCGAGCGGUAGCGAGGGCACGGCGUCGCCCGGCGCCGCGAGCGCGAGACAGCGCGCGACGAGGGCCAAUGUGACGCUCCCGCCGGGCUACAUUGAGGGCGUGACGAGCUCGCGGUGGCCGAGGGCGGGAGGGCGCAAGAAGCGGGACGGCCCUGACGAUGAGGAGGACGAGGAGGACAGAGAGGGCGAGGGCGACGAGCCGCUCGAGGCCAAGGUGGAGGACGUGACGGGCACGACGACGCCGAUCGAGAGCCGGGCGAGCUCGGUCAACGCGCUCGUCGACGCGCACGGCGACGCGGCGGCAGCGGCGGACGACGCGGUCGAGGCGGAGGAGAUCAAGCCGUCGUUGCCCGUGCCCGUCGACCGCAAGGGCAAGGGCCGAGCUGUCGACGGCGAGGACGACGACGACGUGUCGAUGAACGGCGGCGAGGGCACGCUCGGCGUCAGCGCGCCCAUGUCGCGCGAGACGAGCGUCGACGAGCGCUCGGUCACGCCCGCGAUCGCGGCGACGCCGACCAGGGGCGGCAAGGGCAAGAGCAAGGGCAAGCGCGGCAAGAAGGCGCAGGCGGUACCUGAGCCGGUCGAGCGAGCCAAGCGGCGCAAGCUCGACAUCCCCGACAAGGAGGCCGAGGCGCGACACGCCGCUCGCGAGGAGGCUCGCCUCAAGUUUCUCGACCAGCUCGACGGCGAGCUCGACCAGGUCGAGGACCGCUCGCACCCUCUGCUCGACCUGGCCUACCGACGGCUGCAGGAGGAGAAGGGCGAGCGACUCGAGCGGCUGCGGCGGUACCAGGAGGAGCGCGAGAAGGAGCUCGGCGUCCUGCUCGAGAAGCGGAUCCAGGCGAGCUGGCGGCAGUGGGCCGACAACAAGGACGCCCUGCGCAUGAAGCUCUACCUCGAGAACCACGCGUCGCUCAAGGAGCUCGUCGCCGAGGAGAAGGUCUUCCCGUUCUUCCGCGACCACCCGCUCUUCGUCAACAACCACGACCUGCCGCCGACCAACUACUAUCGCGGCCCGCAACGCGACCCGGCGUUCCAGCCCCGCGAGAUCCUGCACGCCGGGCACUACGUCGAGCCUCCCCCGCUCAACCCGGCGCUCAAGCACGAGGCGUGGCAGCUCGCGCCCGAGGAGAUCGAGGCCGACCUCGCCCUCUUCUACGACAUCGAGGACGAGCCCUUCUACGCGCCACCGCCGCCGGCAGCCGUCCCGCCGGCGUCGGCCGUCUUCCCCUACCCUCAUCCCCACCCUCCCUACUACUACAACCCUCUCGCCGCCGCCCCUCCCGGCGCGCCGCCCUACCUCGGCCAAGCCGGCUACGCCUCGGCCGUGCCCGCACCCGGCGCGCCGUACGGCCUCCCGGCCUACUACGUCCCUCCUCCCACCGGCGCCCCUCUCUCGACCUCGGCAGCGGCCCUGCCCCAUCCCUACGCCCCGUCCGCCUACUCGUACGACCCGCCGACCGCCUCGACACCGGCUGCACCGCCUGCACCGGCCACAGCGCCCUCUCGCGAGCCCGCCGCGCCGCCGCCGGGCCCCGCAGCGCUCGCGCCUCCUGUGCAGCCCAAGGUCUCGCCGACGCUCCACAAGGCGUCGACGUCGACACCGGCCCUGCCUGUACACGCCAAGCCUGCGACGGCCGUCAACGGCGGCAGUGCGCGGUCGCCGCCGCUCCCGCCGAUGCAGAUGCAGCGGCCGCCGUCGCACGGCUCAUCGGCGCCGGGCGCGCCGAACGGGCAAGCGCGCAGCCAUGAGCCGCACGUGCAGCAGCAGCAGCAUGCGGCGGCACCGGCUCCUCGGUCGACGCAGGCGUCGCAGCCGCACCCGCACCCGUACGCUCGCCAGGCCGAGUCGUUCCAGCACUCGCCGUCGCCUUACGGGCAGCCGCAGCCGCACGCCCAGCAGCAGCAGCCUCGUCAACACACGCACCACUCGCACCCGCCGACGUUCCCCUCGCCGCAGCCGCCGUCGCCGUCGCGACCUCGCGAGCAGCGGCCACAGCCGCCGUCGUACCCGGGCGCGCCGCAGACUGCGGCGCAGCGCUUCUCGCCGUCGUUCGGCGUGCAGACCAAGGCUCCGAGCGCGAUGGGCGUCGGCAGCAAGUCGCCCUCGCUCGGGCACGUCGGCGCGCCGCCGCACGCGCACGGACCGCCUCAGCAGCAGCAGCAACAGCAGGCGCCGACGUCGGCGUCGCUCGUCCCUCAGCGAGGGACCCUCUUCCCGAGCAUGCCGACGCCUGCGCCGCCGACGCACCCGGCGCACUCGCCCAACGGCCUCGCCCCGCCGACGCUCCCGAGCCUGAGCCGCAAGUCGACGCCGUCCGCCAGCUCUCCCCCUCGCCCUCGGCCUCCCUCGGCAGCGUCCUCCUCCUCCCAACAGCAGCAGCAGCAGCAGGGCGGGCAGUCGUCGGCGCCCGUCGUCGAGCGCGUCCUCGCGCCGUUCUGGGCCGCCGGCUCGCCUCCCAACGGCGUCGGUGGGACGUCGCGCGGCCUUCCUCCGCACCAGCAUCAGCAUCAUCAGCAUCAGCAUCAGCAUCACGGGCACUCGCACUCGCAGCAGCAGGUCGGGCCAGCAACGGGCCUGCCGCUUCCGAGCUGGCUCAAGCCGCUCGCGCAGCAGGUCAAGCUCCCGCACGAGGUGCGUCGCGAGGAGGAGGCUCGUGCGGCCAAGGCUGCGCAGGCGCAGGCCCAGGGCGCUGUGAGCGGCGGUGGCGGCGGCGGGGCAGGAGCGCAGGCCGGUGCGGCUGGAGGGCAGGGCAGACCGGCGUGGGCGAGUUGAGGAGGGCCGAGUCCUCGGUCGGUCGACGAGCUGGAACGCAGUGCGCGUCGUGCUCUCACUUGCC